UCCGGAGGCAAACAGUUGUUAUAAACCUAAGUGAUAGUUUGUAUUGGGAUCAGUUAAUUCGUAGAUCUUCAUUCGAAAGGAUCGCCUUCUAAUACGUUCAGGAUGAGUACAAUAUAUUUAGUGUUGCUGUUUAUUACGACAAUAUUUGGAUAUCCUGCUGCCGAUGAAACGGAAUCCUCAACCGUCAAACACUCCUUACCAAAGCCUGGAGUAUGCGGAACCAAUCUUGCUGAUCGAAUUCUUGGCGGAAACAAAACUGCCCUCAACGCCUAUCCGUGGACUGCUUUGCUGGUGACCGAGCCUCGAACCGGUGGAUCAGAAUCCUUUGGUUGUGGUGGCUCAUUGAUUUCCGAUUGGUUUGUUCUGACAGCUGGCCACUGUUUCCGAGAACUACCGGAUUGGGCUCACGUCGUACGUGUUAGGUUAGGCGAAUGGGAUUUGGAAAGUGAUCCGGAUUGCAAUGAUGAAAACAUCUGCAAUGAUAAGCAUCUGGACGUGAAUGUAGGAAGUUAUGUGGUGCAUGAAGAUUAUGAUUCAAAAAAUUUACAUAACGAUGUUGCGCUGAUAAAGCUGGCAAAGGUGGUUUCUUUCACUGAGUAUAUUUCCCCGGUGUGUCUACCUUUGGCUGAGAAUCUUCGAAAUCAAUCGGAACGGGGUAAAAUAUUCACCGUGAUUGGAUGGGGUACUACAGAGCGUGGACAAGAAGCCCCGGGUGUGUAUGGAAGCCGGUACAAACUAGAAGUUGAAGUACCAGGCGUGGAUUUGGGGACCUGCCGUGAAUCGUAUCCACAGCUGUUGGAUUCUGAGAUGUGUGCUGGAGGUGAGACAGGCAAAGAUUCGUGUCAAGGCGAUUCUGGCGGAUGUCUGGUGGCACCGGAAACCGACGGUUAUUGGUAUCAGUACGGCGUUGUCAGCUGGGGCUAUGGAUGUGGCAGUGAAGGAUUACCAGGAGUGUAUGCUCGGGUGAUAAGUUUUAUGGACUGGAUUGAAGAAAACAUGAAAUGAUUGUUUAAUAAAGUUGUAAUAAAUUAGUUUAAUUAUUCAAUUA
Messenger RNA from Aedes aegypti (yellow fever mosquito), 1048 nucleotides. RefSeq names its product serine protease easter. The record is from RefSeq and is a predicted model, not a curated record. Gene Ontology annotation, biological process: proteolysis. Lineage: Eukaryota; Metazoa; Arthropoda; Insecta; Diptera; Culicidae. The coding region runs from base 103 to 1005 and encodes 300 amino acids. The transcript is spliced from 3 exons. Gene Ontology annotation, molecular function: serine-type endopeptidase activity.